Molecule: messenger RNA, 498 nt
Organism: Meyerozyma guilliermondii ATCC 6260
Lineage: Eukaryota; Fungi; Ascomycota; Pichiomycetes; Serinales; Debaryomycetaceae
Exons: 1
Coding region: 1-498 (165 amino acids)
Source: RefSeq, a predicted model, not a curated record
AUGAUCUUGGCGGUGUCGGCAUCGGUGUUAAACGAGUUCAUCAACAAGAGAGGAACAUCAGAAUCGUAUUUACGAUUAAGAUGCUCGAUUUGUCUCACCGACAAAUCCAAAAAUGUGUUGCCAUCUCUUACUUCAAUGACCGAUUUGGGACCCACACAGCCCAUAGACGUACCCAAUCCUCCGUUCAACUUGAGCACUGCCAAUUUGCUCAAAUUGUCGGCAGUUUCCGAUUUGAGAGAGUCAUACAGCACAACCUCACUCUCACUUGGCGACUUGAUUUUGUCCCAAUCAAGAGUGGUUCCCGACGCCUUAUCGGUCAAAUACCGUCUAAACAAGGCGAAAAAUGAAUCCAUCUCGUUUUCAAACUUGGCUUGGGCUUCUGGAUCCUUGACGGUAUCGACCAAUGCAUUCAAGGCAUUCCGCAUCUGCGACGCAGAAACGUUUGUGGCGGUGUUGUCAAACGCCUGUGUUAGUAGCUCGAAGAGAUUGGCCAAUUGA